AUGGGAGGAAUGGAAUCUCUUCUCGAGACGAAGAAGAAGAGCAGAAAUGUUGUGGAGGAGGGCGUCUGUGCUGCCGCAGGGGGGAGUUCGUUGUUGAUCCGUUCGUUGGGUCGCGUUGCUCGUUGUGAUUGGCUGAUGGAAGGGCGACUUGGCCGCGGGUCACCGCCUUUUGCUGGUCUGCAUGAUGUCACGUGA
Penicillium subrubescens is the source of this 195-nucleotide messenger RNA. RefSeq lists its product as uncharacterized. The coding region runs from base 1 to 195 and encodes 64 amino acids. NCBI's taxonomy places the organism in Eukaryota, Fungi, Ascomycota, Eurotiomycetes, Eurotiales, Aspergillaceae. The record is from RefSeq and is a predicted model, not a curated record. The transcript has a single exon.